GAUUAGGGUUUAUAGGUUAGAGGAAGAAGAAGCGCGUGGGAAUAUUUCGCGAUGGCGGUCGCGCCGAUGGGAAUGCCGAGGAGGGGGUGAUCCAGCGUGUGGAGAUGGCGGCGGGCGAGGAAGAAUGCGCGCCUUCCACGGCCUCCUCGUGCAAACCCGGGAGCAAGCUCACGUUUAGGGCUCCUCAGCAGCCAUACACUUACCAGGAUUUCGCCUAUGGCAGGCUGCUGGGCAUGGGAUCCUACUCCAAGGUUGUGAGAGCUAAGAAAAAAGAUUCUGGAGCUGAGUUUGCGCUCAAGAUCAUGGACAAGAAGCACAUCACCAAGGAGAACAAGGUCGCGUAUGUGAAGAUGGAGCGGCUUAUUCUGGAUCAUCUGGAUCAUCCUGGUGUGGUUCGUUUGUUUUUCACGUUUCAGGAUACUCACAAUCUCUAUAUGGGACUGGAGUGCUGUCAUGGAGGAGAGCUCUUCGAUCAGAUAAGAAGGAAAGGUCGUUUGUCUCUCGAAGAAGCUCGUUUCUAUGCUGCGGAGAUUGUUGAUGUUUUGGAAUAUAUUCACGGCCAAGGAUUGAUUCAUCGGGAUCUCAAGCCAGAAAAUUUACUCCUGACUGCUGAUGGGCAUAUAAAGGUGGCAGACUUUGGCAGUGCGAAGGUGACAACACCCCUCCAGAAUGGUCUCAGCGACGCGCAAGCAGAUGACAAAAGCUGUACGUUUGUUGGCACUGCGGAGUACGUUUCUCCAGAAGUUUUGAAUGGCCAUCCCGUUACUAUUGGGGCAGACUUAUGGGCCUUGGGAUGUAUUAUAUACCAAAUGCUAGAAGGGAGGCCUCCUUUCAAAGGCGGGAGCGAAUACCUCACGUUUCAAAAGGUUUUGGCGAAAGACCUUGUCAUACCGUCUCACUUCCCGUCCGCAGCCAAAGAACUUAUCAAUAAGUUGCUGAACCUUGAACCUGACAAAAGGCCCGGAGCUGGCCCAGCGGGCUAUGCAGCGUUGAAAAGCCAUGCUUUUUUCAGCGGGAUUGAGUGGCUUAAACUCAGGCAGUCGGCCGCACCCGGGCUUGCUCCAUCGCCAUCGUCUCAGGGUGGGGGAAAUGGAGCUGAGAGUGAUGAUUCAGAAAACUCGGACUGGGAUCUAGCUCAUCUGGGAGGCCGGGUCUCGAGGCUAGACGUUUCGGACGCUUCGAGUCCCAUGUCCAGCAGUAAUGAGCCAUCGAGUCCCAGCGCCGUGCUUGCUUCUGCUGCAAGACUUCUCGACGAGAACGUUCACGAACCAUGGCAGAAGUUUCUAUUCGAGGGUGAAACCAUCUUGGCCAGUUCGCGCGUCCGGAAGUUUCGAAAGCUCUCGGUCAAGAAGAGACAGCUGAUCCUCACUGACAGGCCGAGGCUGUUCUACGUCCACCCGAUCAAACUUGUUUUCAAGGGAGAGGUUCCAUGGUCGCGGGAUAUUUAUGUUAGAGUGGAGAACGAUCUCAAGUUUUGUAUAUGCACGCCAAAGCGGACUUAUAAUCUGGAGGAUACAAAGGGACAAGCGAGGGUCUGGAAAGAAUCCAUAGAAAAGCUUGUCAAUGCGAAAUAAUGUUAAUCGAUGUUAAUUAAAGUUAACGACGUUUAUUUGGCUAA
Selaginella moellendorffii is the source of this 1618-nucleotide messenger RNA. RefSeq names its product 3-phosphoinositide-dependent protein kinase 1. Gene Ontology annotation, molecular function: ATP binding; protein serine/threonine kinase activity. The coding region runs from base 105 to 1574 and encodes 489 amino acids. The record is from RefSeq and is a predicted model, not a curated record. Gene Ontology annotation, biological process: peptidyl-serine phosphorylation; intracellular signal transduction. NCBI's taxonomy places the organism in Eukaryota, Viridiplantae, Streptophyta, Lycopodiopsida, Selaginellales, Selaginellaceae. The transcript is spliced from 11 exons.